UAAAUAUUGACGUUUUCCUGAUGGUUUGGUCGAUCGUAUUGUACCUAAUAUUUGCAUUUUGAUUAAAGGCUUUCCUUUCGCAGAAAGGAUGAUCUGUAAGAACGGCGUUCCAGUGCGAAAUGCACCAAACCUUCACGAGGCUGCAUUCUCAGGUGACACACGAGAGGCGUCCCAAGCCCUUGAUAAUGGACAGAGUCCAAAAGAGUUUGAUGAAUCUGGCUCCACAGCAGUGCAUAAGGCUGCUGCAAAUGGACAUCUGGAAGUUCUUAAACUGCUAAUUCAACAUGGUGGAGAUAUUGAAUUGCCUGACAUGUCUGGUUGCAUGCCACUACAUGUCGCAGCAAGAAAUGGCCAUCUGACCUGUGUGAAGUACUUAGUUUUGCAAGGGGCAGACUUCAGAUUGAAAUCAAAGAAAGGAAACACAGCAAUGGCUAUGGCCAAAGCCAACAGUCAGCAGAAAGUUGCAGAGUAUUUGUCAAACUGUGACAGGGAAAAGUUUGCUUGGGAGGUUGUAUAAGAAUCCAAGUUGUCGUGGACAUAAGGCUGUCUGGAUGUAACAUAACAUGUAUUUAAUAAUAUGUGUUUAACAAAGUAACAGGAAAUAUUAUAAAUUGUUAAUGAGGAUUACUUGAAUGUAUUAAUAAUAAAGA
Messenger RNA from Pocillopora verrucosa, 650 nucleotides. Its product is annotated as cyclin-dependent kinase 4 inhibitor D-like. Gene Ontology annotation, cellular component: nucleus. Gene Ontology annotation, molecular function: protein binding. The record is from RefSeq and is a predicted model, not a curated record. Lineage: Eukaryota; Metazoa; Cnidaria; Anthozoa; Scleractinia; Pocilloporidae.